AUGAUCUUGCAAUCUCAUGGAGUCAAGGACUUGAAGGUCGUGGAAGCCGAUCACCGGAGGGACGAGCUGGAGUUCAUGAACACCCUCAAGGGGAUGACCGAACUCAAGACCGUGCCACAAAUCUUCGUGGAUGGCAAGAUCAUUCCAGGUGACAAGCCCGGGUGCUUCGACCGGUUGGACGCUCUGCGCGAGAAGGACGAACUGAAGCCCUUGUUGGCCAACGCCGGUGUGGUGGACUCCGAAGUGGAUCUGCCCCCGGGCACCUACGACUACGACCUCUUCGUCUUGGGCGGUGGCUCUGGCGGUGCGGCCGCGGCCCUGGAGGCGGCCAGGGACAAGUCCAAGCGGGUGGCCGUGGCGGACUUCGUGAAGCCUUCGCCGCAGGGCACCACCUGGGGAGUGGGCGGCACCUGCGUCAACGUGGGUUGCAUCCCCAAGAAGUUGAUGCACAUUGCAGCAACCAAGAAGGAAGAGAUCCACGAUUUGGCGAGCUAUGGUUUUCGGCAGAAGUCCGAUGGAGGUGAAGUGCAGCUGACUCACAACUGGCAGGAGAUGUGCAGCAGCAUCCAAGGUUACAUCAAGAACACCUUGAAUCAGGGCCUUCUGGAUGGUUUCGAAGCGAACGGCGUGAAGUACUACAACAAGUACGCCACCCUCAAGGACCGGCACACCAUCCAUUUGGACGACGGCAAGGGCAACACGGAGACGGUCACUGCACGGUUCAUCUUACUGGCCGCCGGUGGGCGCCCCAACAACGGCGGAUACCCAGGAGCGAAUGAGCAUUGCAUUUCGUCGGAUGAUGUGUUCUGGCUGAAGGAAGCCCCUGGCAAGACACUGGUGAUCGGCGCUGCCUACAUCGCCUUGGAGUGCGCCGGCUUCCUGAACGGCUUGGGUUACGACACGACGGUGAUGGUGCGCUCCAUGCUGCUGCGCGGCUUCGACCGCGAAUGCGUGGACAAGAUCGACGCCUACAUGCAGAAGGUUGGCGUGAAGUUUCUGCGCGGCUGUGUGCCGGAUCGCUUUGAGAAGGGAAGCAGCAAGAAGGUGAAGUGCAUUUGGAAAGUGGCUGGCGAGGAGAAGAGCGAAGAGUUCGACACCGUCUUGCUGGCCAUCGGCCGCACCGGCGAGGCCCAGAAGCUGGGCCUCGCCGAGGCCGGCGUGUGGUUCAACCCGGAGAACGGCAAGGUCCCCGCACCUGCGGAGCAGACCAAUGUGCCCAACAUCUUCGCCAUCGGCGACCUGGUGGAGAAUCGCCCGGAGCUCACCCCCGUGGCCAAGGUCGCGGGGAAGAAGGUGGCGACGCGGGUCUUCAAGGGCGACUUGCAGGCCAUGAACUACCGCCUCAUCGCCACCACCGUCUUCACACCUUUGGAGUAUGGCAUGUGUGGCCUCACAGAGGAGCAGUGCAAAGAGAAGUUUGGUGAUGAUGGCUAUUCGCCCUACACCAAGGAGGUGAAGCCCUUGGAGUGGUCGGUGGUCCCACACCGGGCGGCCGAUGCAUUUUUUAAGAUCCUGGUGGACAACAACACUGGGAAGAUCGUGGGCUUCCAUGUCUUGGGACCUCAAGCAGGAGAGAUCACACAGGCUAUGGCAGUGGCCAUGAAGAUGGGUGUGAAGAAGGAACAGUUGGAUUCUGUGGUUGGCAUUCAUCCCACCCUGGCCGAGACCAUGACAAUGAUGUCGGGGACCAAGAUCGUGGGCGUCAAGUGCGAAUCCUGA
This is a messenger RNA of Durusdinium trenchii, 1719 nucleotides long. Lineage: Eukaryota; Dinophyceae; Suessiales; Symbiodiniaceae. The record is from the annotation of a GenBank genome assembly.